Molecule: messenger RNA, 721 nt
Organism: Eleginops maclovinus (Patagonian blennie)
Lineage: Eukaryota; Metazoa; Chordata; Actinopteri; Perciformes; Eleginopidae
Product: cytochrome b-c1 complex subunit 6, mitochondrial-like
Biological process (GO): mitochondrial electron transport, ubiquinol to cytochrome c
Source: RefSeq, a predicted model, not a curated record
CCGGUUAUCCUCUCGUUGUUUCCUGCGUGUGACCGACCUUACGUCCUCAACGAGCAGUAGUGCCGCAGACGAGUUCUAAAUUCUGUCCUCUGUGGGGAUAUUACAGUUUAGAGUAAUCAUGGGUUUCGAGAAAAAGAUGAUCCAGUACGAUGACCCCGACGAUGAGGAGGAAGAUGCCCCUGCUGAGGAGGAAGGAGAGGAGGAAGAAGAAGAGGAGGAAGACAUGGUGGAUCCUCUCGAACUGAUUAGAGCCAAGUGUGAGGAGACUGAACACUGCGUUCACUACAAGCAGCUGCUGGAGACCUGUGAAAGCAGAGUCGGCUCUAAAUCCAACACACUAGAGGAAUGCACAGAAGAGCUCUUCGACUUCCUGCAUGCACGGGACCAUUGUGUGUCGCACAAGCUGUUCCACAAAGUGAAAUGAAACAUCCCGUCUAUUAUCACCAGCGGCUGUAGUUCUUUUAGCUGCUAACAUUGUAAAGACUGUUGUUGUUUUCUCGUGUGUAUUAAUGUAAAUGAACUUUAUUGAGACCGUAAACUAAAUACCAACUUUUCUGUAUACUGAGUCACUGCUUGUAUGGUAAUGAGUGCAUCAACAACGCUCAGUGAUGUCAGUUCACACGAAAAAGCAAUCCUGCUGCACUGACAAUGCAUAUUUAAACUCAGGGUUGGUCAUGGAUUCAUCACUUUGACCAGGAAUAAAGGUUGUCUUUGGUUUUCA